CUUCAUUCUUUCCGUAGUUGCUAAACGUGACGGUCGGGUGUUGGUUCUUUUCUCGUUGGAGCAAAUUGUGGAAGAUAAACCAUUAAUCGGAAGAGAAGCGGAAAACCACAUUUCCGGCUAUUUGCGCACGUAGGCGAAUAUCGGUAGCAACAACACGGUGGUCUCAACCAUAGGAAUUGAAUUACUCCGCUCUCUGCUUGGUUUAAAAAGUUCAUUUAUUGUUGUUUUCAACAUACAAAGAGCGUGCUUUGGAAAAGUCGAAAGGAAAUUUUAUAGUGCCGCGCCAGUGUGCGAUAGUAAUCGCUGAUUUGUUUACAAUUGCUUAUCAGUGCUAGUAGUGUCGGGCUCAUAUAGUGUGAAUGAUUGAAUUUCCUUCGCGAGGUGUUUGACGAAAAACGAAGGUGCCCUGUUACGUGGUCAUUGUGCGGUUCUGAAGAAGGCGAAAAAUGUGAACCGAGAUCCGCUCGACACAAGAGCAGCCAGCCAAGCAGGAAUCGCGUUUUUUUACUUCUCGUAUACAUCAGGCACCUCGCCCUCGUACCACUACUACUGUUGCCGUCGUCGUUGUCGGACGUCCACACUGAGCGCUGUAGGUACAGUGCACCACGCAAGGGAACCGAUCCGCUUCGCAUUGAGUGUGUGACGGACUGGGAGAGGAGCAGGCCUUGGUUUCCGUCAUCUACACCAUCAUCAUCGUCAUCGUCAUCUCUAUCAUCGGCCGCAGCAGCGACAGGCAGAAUACGGCUGCUUCGUUGCAAACUGGCAGCGGCCUACUGCUGCGUACCCUCCGAUUACAAAAAUUCGCUGUUUGAGGCUUGUUUUUCUCGUGACCACAACGCCUAGUUAGUAGUGUGAAUUAUAAGCUAACGCUUUGGUUUGCUACGAAGUGAAAACAAGUCAAUUAGUUUUGGAUUAAUUUGAGUGUAGUUUUGAAGUGAUCAUGUCUCACACGCCUGGGGAUUCUGAUCAGGAGCUGGGCAGUGCAAAUAGGCAACGGCGUUUGUUGUUACAGAAUGGCGCUGGCUCGGUGUCAGGUGAUAGUAACGAAGUAUCCAUCCUGAGGGAGGAGAAUUGCCGUCUGUUAACCACUCUAGUUGAAUGUAAUAAAACGCUUGAGAACACCAAACUCCGGUAUGGAACGGUGAGGCGUGAAUAUUACGCUGCAAAGAAACGUCUGAAACGGAUGGGGGAUAAGCUCCAAGCACUAUCCGGCCAGGGAGGUACGGCACCGGAUGGCAGUGAGAGCGGAGAAAGUGUACCGGUUCAGCAGGCACCGGGUGCUCCGUCCGCAGCCGACGUGGACGACGAUGUCCGCAAGAAGUGGAAGGAACCAAACGUUAAAGCAGCCGUUAAACUAAAAGCUGCCAUCGGAGUGCAUGCGUAUCAAUCGUUGAUAAAGGACGGGGAGCUGCAGCUGCCUAGUUUGCGUACAAUUUCGCGCUACGUGGACACACUGAAAAAGGCCGGACUAAGGCCAAAUUAUGAUUUCAACGUGCGGGACACCGACACAGUUGGUCGGUUGUUUGUGGAGGAAGAUGACAGCGGCGACGUCGAUCACAACCGGAACCAACAGGCCAAGUCGCAACAGCGGCACUCCAGGGACGUUUCCGAUGCAGAGGAUCCGGUCAAUUUUAGUGUUCAUCCCGACAUCAGCUUCUAUCCGGGCAAGAUAGAACCGGAAGACAUGGACGGUGAAGAAGACAAUCGUUCCGAGCUAUUCCAGAAUGGUUCCGUAAACGGAGAAUCCUACCAUCUCUCCCAGGAACAGCAGCAGCAGCACCAGCAGCAGCAGCAACAACAACAGCACCAUCAACAGCCACAGCAGCAGCAAACUCUCACCAGCGCCCACAUCGAAUUCCUCAAAUCGAUGACCGGCUUUCGGAAGAAGUGGACUCCGUUCGAGCUGCGCACCUGCAUGGAUAUACGGCGAAUUAUCGGCAGCAAGGAAUACGACUCGCUGCGGAAGAACGAUGGAAUGCCGUUGCCUAGUGCAAAAACGCUGCGAAAGUACAAACAUGCGGCCCAUCUGGAUGGGGUGGAUGUGAUGAGUCGAAAGAGAAGUUACCGCGAGAUGUUGGAAGGUCUAGUCACACCGGGAUCUAAUGGGGCCACAAUGAACGGAACCGCCCCAUUCGGAGACUAUAUGGAUGAUAUUAUGAAUGCCGAGGAACCCGAAGGGUUUUUCGAUAUUAACGGCCUAACGGAGCAGCAGAUCGAUUUUCUGCAAGCUUUAUCGAGCAAUACCAAGGGCUUCUCCGAUUUCGAACUGCAGAAAACGUUGGAAUUUAAAAACGAAGUUGGUGGUAAAAAUUACGAAAUUCUGCGCAAGCAGGAAUGUUUGCACAUUCCCACGUUGGUCAUGCUUAAGCGAUAUGAACACGAAAAUGGACUGGAGGAUCUGUCCGCGAUGGUUGUUGCGGAAGAUUUGGAUGAUGAUGAGGAAGAACAAGAACCAGAGCAGGAUCUCGAACCGGAGAUUGAUGUCGAAGUGGAACCCGAUACAGAAACGAUAUUCGAAAACGGUCAACCUCAGCCGGAUCAUUAUGCGGUAGAAAUGAACGGAACGGGUGAGGAUUCGCACAUGGGCAUCUUCGAGCACCAUUCCAUCUUCGAUAAGGACGACGUACCGUCGUUCGAUAUGAGUAAACUGUCGCAACAGCAUAUGGAAUUUCUGAACACACUGCCAGAGAACCCAAAGCGAUGGACUCCACAUAUGAUCAACUCCGCUCUUGAUAUCAAAAACGAAAUCGGCACCCGAGACUACGAGUUGCUACGUAGACAGGGUAUUCCACUGCCGGCGGCUAGAACCCUCCGAAGGCACAAGGACAUUAAAAGUAGAGUAACCGAAGGAGAGGCCCUUUAAGGGAAAAACAGUCGAAGAAUGGUGGGGUUUUUAAUUAGAGGUACCUGUACUAUAUAGUGUAACUUUGCCGGGGGAAGCGUUUGUCCCCCUUUUUUACAGAUAGGUGUUAGGUUGUACGACAGCAGUAAACAAAUGGCGCCAAAAAUUCGAAAAAUUCAAUUACGUGUGAAGUUUUCUUUGUGAAUUGAAUAGCAGUAGUUGUUCGUUGUUUCCUGCCACCCGAGGAACGACCGUUAGAAGUGUACAUUUUUUAUCCCGAUAGUUUGCUCUGAUUUGUGCUGAGUAUGGAUUUAGAGACAAAAACAAAUAAAUGACACGAGAAAAUUUAUGAAAUUGUA
Wyeomyia smithii (pitcher-plant mosquito) is the source of this 3201-nucleotide messenger RNA. RefSeq lists its product as uncharacterized. The transcript has 2 exons. NCBI's taxonomy places the organism in Eukaryota, Metazoa, Arthropoda, Insecta, Diptera, Culicidae. The record is from RefSeq and is a predicted model, not a curated record. The coding region runs from base 941 to 2863 and encodes 640 amino acids.